Haliotis rubra (blacklip abalone) is the source of this 432-nucleotide messenger RNA. RefSeq lists its product as uncharacterized. NCBI's taxonomy places the organism in Eukaryota, Metazoa, Mollusca, Gastropoda, Lepetellida, Haliotidae. Bases 1 to 432 code for a protein of 143 amino acids. The transcript is spliced from 2 exons. The record is from RefSeq and is a predicted model, not a curated record.
AUGACGCCAGCUCUGUGUGUAUUGCUGUAUCUUGUGUCUGAGACGGGCGCUAAGUCCAGGUUCGAUCCCAACAAGGUUGUAAUGAAGGCACAUGCGCCUGUCUAUGAUACGUGGAACUUCACGCUGGAUGGAAUGUUUGUGUCCGGCUUGCAGGAACUAUCGGCAUGUCGCCGGGAUCUCAGGGCACUGGAGAGGGAGGCAGCGCACCUCGAGACACGUGGGCAGGCGGAAGGAGGAACUGCUGCGUCUCCAGAAUGUCCGGAACCGCCCCCAGUGAACAACGCGAUUGUGACUAGGGAUGGAAACGAGGCUUGGUAUUCUUGUAAAGACAACUUCCGCUUCCGAGGCAUCAGCCAAUCAGCUUCUUGCAGGGCGGACGGCGAGUGGAAGUUUUUCUCCAACAGUCUGGGUGUUUGUUCUCCAACAGUGUAG